Messenger RNA from Telopea speciosissima, 2847 nucleotides. Its product is annotated as multiple RNA-binding domain-containing protein 1-like. NCBI's taxonomy places the organism in Eukaryota, Viridiplantae, Streptophyta, Magnoliopsida, Proteales, Proteaceae. Gene Ontology annotation, molecular function: RNA binding. The record is from RefSeq and is a predicted model, not a curated record. Bases 184 to 2718 code for a protein of 844 amino acids. The transcript has 15 exons.
GCUUAGCUAACAGAGCUCUCUCGACAAUUCUUAUUGGGCUUUGAGCAACACUAAGUGCUGUUCAUAUAUUUAUCUCUCCUUCCCCCUGUGUUUUUUGAACUCUUCACUCACUUGAGGUGUCUAUAACAUUGCAUCAUCUCAAAAUUUGAUCUUCUGCUAUUCCGCCAUUGAAGCUGAGGGAGUAUGUCUCGCGUUUGUGUCAAGAAUUUACCUAAAUAUGUUGCAGAGGAUCGUCUCAGAGAGUUCUUCUCUCAGAAGGGAGAAGUAACCGACGCCAAACUCAUGCGAACCAAAGAUGGUAAGAGUAGGCAAUUCGCUUUCAUCGGUUUUCGAACUGAAGGAGAAGCUGAAGAAGCUCUCAAGUUCUUCAAUAACUCAUACCUGGAUAACAGUAGACUUACAUGUGAGGUUGCUCGUAAAGUUGGGGAUCCAAAUAUGCCUCGACCAUGGAGUCAGUAUUCUGCAACAAAGCAAGAGAAAGUGGCCCAAGAGAAAAAGGAAAACAUUGGUUCCAAAAGCUUAAGCCAUGUGGAUACCAAGGGAAUUGUUCAGAAUUCUAAAAGAAGCAGCGAAAAUAAUGACCCACAGCUUCAGGAGUUUCUUCAGGUUAUGCAGCCUCGAAUUAAGUCAAAGUUGUGGGCAAAUGAUUCUGUGGGAGUUCCCCUUCUUGAACCAGGUGGUAAGGCUGGCACAAAACAGAAACGGUUGGAUGAGGCAGAAGUACAACAAUCGGGUUCAAAUCAGGUUGAAUAUGAUGAAAAUGAUAAAAGAGAAAAUGGGUCAUCGAAUGCUCAUGCAGCAAAGCAGUCAGAUAAUGCACUCAAUGACGAGGUUGUCUCAGACAUGGAUUAUUUCAAGAGCAGAGUUAAGAGACAAUGGUCGGAUUCAGAAAGUGAUGAUGAUUCACCCAUUGCAAACAAUGAUCAUGCUAGUGAGGAGUUAGAUAUGGAGGAGCAAUGUGAAGCCAAUCAAAAUGAACUGCCAAAAGAUAAGGUUAAAAAGGGGGCCUCUUCUGAAAACUUUGAUGGUGAAGGAGACCUAUCAUCAGGACUAAAAGAUGCAAGAGAAGAAGUUCUAGAGACUGGCCGUCUCUUUGUUCGCAAUCUUCCAUAUAGUGCAACUGAGGAUGAUUUGGCAGAGCUCUUCAGCAAAUUUGGCAAUGUCUCACAGGUCCAUCUAGUAGUUGAUAAAGACACCAAGCGGUCUAAAGGAUUUGCUUAUGUUCUUUAUACACUUCCAGAAUCUGCUCUUAGGGCAUUGGAAGAAUUAGACAAUUCUAUUUUCCAAGGCAGAUUGCUGCACAUUAUGCCGGCAAAACAACAAAAUCCUUCUGAGAAGCAAGAGUCUAGUGUUGCUGCUGGUCAAGCUUCAAAAACUUUUAAGCAACAGAGGGAGGAACAGAGGAAAGCAUCUGAAGCUAGUGGAGAUACACAAGCAUGGAACAGCUUGUUCACGCGCGCUGAUACGGUUGUUGAAAACAUUGCCAGGACACUUGGUGUCGAUAAAAGUGAUCUGCUUGACCGUGAAGCAGAUGAUCUUGCUGUGCGUAUUGCUUUGGGAGAAACCCAAGUGAUUGCAGAGACCAAAAAUGCUCUGAAUAAUUUGGGAGUAAACGUUACUGCAUUGGAAGCAUUAGCUGUUGGUAAAACUGUUGGCACUAGAAGAAGCAGCCAUGUUAUUUUAGUGAAAAAUUUACCAUAUGGUUCUUCUGAAGGAGAUCUUGCUAAGAUGUUUGGAAAGUUUGGGAGUUUGGAUAAAAUUAUUUUACCCCCGACAAAAACAUUGGCCCUGGUUGUUUUCCUUGAAGCAGCUGAAGCACGUGCAGCUUUCAAAGGCUUAGCAUAUAAACGUUACAAAGAUGCUCCAUUAUAUUUGGAAUGGGCCCCCAACGACGUUCUUAGUUUGAGUGCAACAUCAGAGACCAAGUCACAAAGUAAUGCCAUUGUUGGUGAAAAAGAUGUCAAGAGAGUGUUACUAGAGCAGCGUGUGGAAGGAUUAUCAGAAGUGGAUAUUGAUCCUGAUAGAAUUGAGUCUCGAUCUCUAUUUGUCAAGAAUCUGAAUUUCAAAACAUCUGAUGAGAGUCUGAGAAAGCAUUUUAGUGAAAAUGUGAAGGAAGGAAAGAUCCAGAGUAUCAGGAUAAAGAAGCACCUGAAAAAUGGGAACACUCUCUCAAUGGGUUUUGGUUUUAUUGAGUUUGAUUCUGUAGAAACUGGGACAAAUGUGUGCAGGGAUUUACAGGGAACUGUUUUGGAUGGACAUGCUCUUAUUUUGCAACUUUGUCAUGCCAAGAAGGAUGGGCAAGUGGCAAAAAAAGUUGAUAAAGAUAGGAGUUCAACAAAAUUAAUUGUGAGGAAUGUUGCUUUUGAGGCUACAGAAAAAGAACUAAGGCAACUAUUUAGUCCAUUUGGCCAGAUUAAAAGUUUAAGGCUGCCGAUGAAGUUGGGAAGCCAUAGAGGCUUUGCAUUUGUGGAGUAUGUCACAAAGCAAGAGGCGCAGAAUGCACUUCAAGCUCUUGCAAGCACCCAUCUAUAUGGUCGCCAUCUGGUAUUGGAACGAGCAAAAGAAGGUGAGAGUUUGGAAGAACUACGGGCUAGAACUGCUGCACAGUUCACUGAUGAGCAAAAUGGGUUUCAGAACCCAACUAAGUUGUCCAAGAAAAGGAAACAAUUGGCUCUCGUUGAAGAAGGCAAUAUUAAGUUUCAAAGGAUUGCAGCUUAGUGCUUCAGACAAUUUUGUGGCGUAGAAGUCUGAAAGCUAAAGUGAGUUGUCUCAUCGAUCACACAAGUUACUCUGUAUAUGAGUUAUUUAGAUGAAAGCAUCUACAGCCAGUUUUCCUGUUUAGGAGUC